Molecule: messenger RNA, 735 nt
Organism: Emiliania huxleyi CCMP1516
Lineage: Eukaryota; Haptophyta; Isochrysidales; Noelaerhabdaceae
Exons: 6
Coding region: 1-735 (244 amino acids)
Biological process (GO): intracellular sterol transport
Cellular component (GO): endoplasmic reticulum-plasma membrane contact site; endoplasmic reticulum membrane; plasma membrane
Molecular function (GO): sterol binding; sterol transfer activity
Source: RefSeq, a predicted model, not a curated record
AUGGCAACGCGGGCGAUGCAGCAGCACUUCGCGCUCGCAACGCCUGGCGUCUUCAUCGAGGACUUCUCCUGCGCGAUCAAGCGCCGCAUCAUGCUCCACGGGCGGAUGUACAUCUCAUCAGAGUACGUCUGCUUUCGGUCUGAUAUUUUCGGCGUCAAGACGGUGGUGGUCCUUCCGCUGCGCGAGGUGGUUUCGUUCCGCAAGUCGGUCGCCGACAUCAUCAAUCCCAGCAUCGAGAUUUGCACCGCCUCCGACCGGCACGUCUUUGCGUCCUUCUUUGCGUCGAGAGGCUGUGAGAUCGUCGUGAGCGCGGACCUGGUCUUCAGCCGCUCCUCGUGGGAGCUCACCUUCUCGUGGAUGUCCUUCAUCGCUGGCACCGGCUCCGCGGUGACGUCCGCCGCCAAGGCCAUCCUCUCCAAGAAGGUGCUCGACGGGAAGUCGCUCGGGGAGAACCUCACGCCCGCAAACAUGUUCGCCGCGGCGACCUGGCCGCGCGCCGCCGCGCUCGCCCGCGUGUGGCUGCUGCCGCUGCUCGCGCUGCUCGCCGGCUGCUGCUCGAGCCACCUUGUGGGCAUGCUCGCCUUGCUGCUCGACGGCACGGUGCGAGGCCCGCCGCCCGACGGGUCGCACCCCUUCUCCCCCGGCCCCCCGCCGGCGUGCCGCUCGUACCCACCGGCGGCGGGACGCACCCCGCUCCCGCUCGGGAUCCCUUCCACCCUGACAGAGUUGGAGUAG